AUGCCAGCUGCCAUCGCUCAUGUGAGUGACACAUGUCACACGUGUGCCUCCCUGAAAAAGCUCCAACCUCAAGUUGUACAGCAUAGCACAGAAGAACCUCCCAAGGUCGUUGGAGUUUCAUUUGCCGCAGAUGUCUUAAAGCGGUGUAAACAAACUAUCAUAGUCGUUCGCGAAACAACGACAUCCUUUACCGCAACGUCUAUUAUCCACGACGAGAAAGCCAACACACUUCGUGAUGCUCUAGCUAAG
Messenger RNA from Paramuricea clavata, 249 nucleotides. NCBI's taxonomy places the organism in Eukaryota, Metazoa, Cnidaria, Anthozoa, Malacalcyonacea, Plexauridae. The record is from the annotation of a GenBank genome assembly.